CCUCUUUGGCAAAGAAACAGACAAAACGAAACGCCCGCCAGCGAUCGAGACCAUGGCCGAUGGGCAGCCGCGCCCGCUCAUUGCGACAUUCAACAUCAAUGGCCUGCGUGCAGUCACAGGUCGCACGGCGCUGACCAGCUUUCUGCGAGAACGGCGUGCUGCUGCUGCUGCUGCUGCUGGAGCGGGGCUGGGUGCGUCGGGAUUGGAUGCGCCAGAUCCGAAACAGACCGGCCUUGGACGACCGGCUUCAUCGCUUGCAGUUGCAGCCAACGGCAGCGAGGCCGUCCAGUCCUUGAACGGCGCGGCGUUGGCGGAAGCGGCGUUGGCGGACGCGCCGACCGACCAGCAUUCACUCGUUGUGCCGCGCACGAACUUGCGUGAAGGCGAGUCUCAGAGCCUCGGCGCCGACGCCGCUGACGCCGCUGAUGCCACUGAUGCCACUGAUGCCAGCGGGGUGCCCGAGUCCAUUGGGGGCGACUCGCUGUCCGAGACAACAGCCAGAUGGCCGGCGCAGCCUCCCAGCAGCGAGUCAAGUUUGAAACAACCGACUCCGACUCUGCCGGCCGCCUCAGCCUCGUCCUCGCCUCCUGGCUUGCUGGGACUCGGGCGCUCGCUCGAUGGAGCACAGGCAUCUGGUUUUGGCCCUGUGCGCUCGCAGCGAUCGUCCUUGUUGUUUCAGCUGCUUGACGCGCUUCAGGCCGACAUUGUGUGCUUUCAAGAGACCAAGCUCACUGCCGCCCAAGUCACGGAAGAGAUGGCACUCGUUGACGGCUAUGAUGCAUUCUUCUCGUUCUCGAUUGCCAAGGAUGGUUACUCAGGCGUCGUUACUUACUGCAAGAAAGGAAUUGCAACUCCCAUUGCGGCGCAAGAUGGAUUGACUGGCCGUCGCGUGGUCAAACCCCCCGAACCUAGUUCGGCCUCCGUCACGUCCGUCCCAUUGCAAACUGGCGAUGUGAUCAAACCGGACGGGCUAUUGCCCGAUUACUCUGAUAUGGAUCCAACAGUCCUGGAUGCUUUGGACUCGGAAGGCCGAUGCGUGGUGACUGACCACGACCGUUUUGUGCUGUUCAAUCUCUACUGUCCUCGCGCCGACUCGGCGGAAGGCGAGCGCAUGACUUUCAAGCAAGAGUUUUAUCGCGUGUUGCAGUUGCGCGUAAACGCACUCCGCACUGCUGGUCGGUGCGUGAUUGUUGCUGGCGAUUUUAAUUUGACUCACAGACGCAUUGAUCAUUGCGAUCCCGAGAACUAUACCACCGAUGAUGGAUCUGUCGACUUUGAAGCCCAUCCUUCUCGACGUUGGAUGGAGUCCUUUCUUGCUGAAGGUCGCGUUGACUGCUUUCGCCAUUUCCACCCGUUGCUGUCGUCGCGUUAUACGUGCUGGCGAGUGGAUACGCGCGCUAGAGAAACAAACUAUGGCACACGGAUUGACUACAUUGUGACCGACCAAGCGCUUUUGCCAGACAUUUCCGGGUGCUACCACCUGACACGCUUUCCUGGAUCCGAUCACUGUCCUGUGGUCAUUACAGCUGCACCAACACUACGGCUUACAAUUCCGCAGCGCAAUCCACCAAAGUUAUGCGCUCGCUACUUGCCCGGAAUGGGCGGCAAGACUGUGCAGCUCACGUCGUUCUACCGCGCCAAGCGGUCCCACCCAGACGCUGAUGAGGAGCCUUCCGACGUUGUCCCGCCUCAACCGCCGCAGCACCUUCAGUCCGUGUCGGCAUUCGCAUCCCAAUCAACGAGACCUGCAUCCCCUCAAGUCCCUCUUCCUCCUCCUCCUCCUCCUCCAAAGCGAGCGCGCUCGUCAUCAACGCCACCGUCCGUUGUUGCACCCACUGGACCCAAGCAAAAGUCGCUGUCUGCCUUCUUUGGAUCUGCCAAAUCCACCUCAGCGGCGCCAGUUGCGUUCAAAGCGUCUCCUCCUCCUCCUUCCGUCAAACCUGAAAAUUCCCUAGUCAGCACUCCAUCAAACGCUUCGAGUCGCAGCUCAUCCUCUUCUCCUUUGCCUGCUGCUCUGAGUGACUGUGGGGCGGACCUCACGCCUAGCGAACUCGCGGCUAUUACCGCCGCAACACAGUCGGCCGCCAAAACGGCUUGGAAGCAAAUGCUGCGUGGCCCAGCCCCACCACCUCGCUGCACUGGCCAUGGCGAGCCAUGCGUCGAGCGCACCGUCAAGAACGGUUCGGCUCAAAACAUUGGGCGCAAGUUCUACGUCUGCGGUCGACCGAAGGGACAUACAAACAAUCCCGAAGCGAGUUGCAACUUUUUCAAGUGGAUUUGAACCUCAUGGAGCAUUCAAAAAAAAGUACAAGUGAGGUAUUAUUUGACUGUGGGUUGUUGAAAAGCAUCAUGACUACGAAUCGCUCUGGUUUGGCUUGUGCUGCUGCUUCGGGUCCAUCAACAUGAGCAAACGAAAUAACCCAGCCGCUUCGCGAACCUUGCUAAACUCGAUGCAGAAGGCUUGCACGGGCACAAAGAUAUCCGCCACAUCCACAAUCUUGUUUCGGAUGAGCGAGUCUAGAAACACGCAAACCUACACCACCAAAAAUUCAUGUCCAAAGCGCAAGUCAAAAGAUUAGACACUCUCG
Messenger RNA from Capsaspora owczarzaki ATCC 30864, 2588 nucleotides. Its product is annotated as apurinic/apyrimidinic endonuclease 2. Bases 53 to 2281 code for a protein of 742 amino acids. The record is from RefSeq and is a predicted model, not a curated record. The transcript is spliced from 4 exons. Gene Ontology annotation, molecular function: DNA-(apurinic or apyrimidinic site) endonuclease activity; double-stranded DNA 3'-5' DNA exonuclease activity; zinc ion binding. Gene Ontology annotation, biological process: base-excision repair. Gene Ontology annotation, cellular component: nucleus. Lineage: Eukaryota; Filasterea; Ministeriida; Capsasporidae.